UUGUGUCAGCACAAAUACUUGUGAAAUGGAAAAACCGAAAUAACUCCUACAAAAAAAAGGAACUUGACUCUUGCGUCAUAAAACAGCAGUUCCACAUAACAGUUCCACAUUUGGAUUGUAGCCACUUUAACAACUAGAGUUAGCUCCAAGUUGAUAAACCCUUAGUGAAGGAGUUAUUAGACCAGCAGGGACCCAGAGACAAUUGGGACUGACAGAGUGUGUCAGAUAUGGAGGAUGAGGAGUGCUGGGUCCAGCUGGAGGAAUACAGACUGCUGCUGAUAAAGACCAUUGAGCCGUCGCAAAUCACUCCCUACCUGCGGCAGUGCAAGGUGCUAAGCUGUGAUGAUGAGGAGCAGAUAUUCAAUGACCCCAAUCUGGUCGUCCGACGACGCAAAGUAGGUGCACUAUUGGAUAUUCUUCAAAGAACUGGACGCAAAGGCUAUGUGGCAUUCCUCGAGAGUUUGGAGCUGGACUAUCCUCAGCUGUAUCACAAGAUUACUGGCAAAGAACCUGCCCGGGUCUUCUCUAUACUAGUUGACACGGUGGGUGAGUCAGGACUGACUCAGUUCUUGAUGAAUGAGGUCACACGUCUGCAGAAGGGACUGCAGGAGGAACGCCGGCGCAGACAAGAGGCCACUGCGGCUGCAGCCGCGCAGGAGGACGCUGUCCGCCAGCACCAGGUUAGGGAGAGGGAGUUGCGGAAGCAACAGGAGCGCGUGCAUCGUAUGCGGGAAGAGAAGGGCCGGCUGUGGGAGGAGGUAUGCCACCUGAAGGACGAGAACUACAGCCUGAUGCGCGAUGUUACCAAGCUGAGCGAAGAGAAGAACAGUGCCCUCAUGUCCGCCCGUGAUCUGCAGCUGGAGAUCGAGAAGCUGAAGCACUGCCUGAUGAACGCAGAGAGCGACUCGAAAAUCAGAACUGUGAAACUGAAGAACGCCAUGGAGCAGAGACCGAGUCAGGACAGGAUGUUGCAGCUCCAGAGACACAAUCAUCUGCUCACAGCGCGCAUCCAGGAUCUGGAGGCGUCUGCUCAGGGGACAGCUCCAGCCCCCUUGGAUCAAGAGAGGCUGAGCGUUGAAAGUCUAGAGGACUACAAGCAGCACUCUCAGGCUCAGCACCAGGAGCUGGUCAACAACAUCUACACCCUACGCAGAGAUCUGCACGAUGCUGAGGCACUGCGGAAUAGGUACUUAGAGGCGAACGAGGUUCUUGACUUGAAAUGCACGACAUUGAAGAAGGAUGCCAAAAUGUAUCGUGACCGAAUGGAGGGUAUCCUGAAACAGAUGGAUGAGGUCAGCAGGGAGAGAGACAAGGCCAUCGCCUCUCGAGAGGAGUACCACCAGGAGAAUUGCCGGAGCCUCCAGGAUAAGGACCAGUACCGGAAACAGAUUCGGGAGCUGGGUGAGCGCUGUGAUGAGCUGCAGGUCCAGUUGUUCCGGACAGAGGGAGAGAUUAUUGCACUACAGACCAGGCUUCACAGGCACACCUGCUCCCAACAUGAUAAAAGCCAGACCAGUGAGGAAGACUGCAAAGAUAAAUUAACCAAAGCUAGUAGUGUGGAGCUGCAAAGUCCGACAUUAGGAGAGUAUGAUGUGUGCAUUGCUUCGCAAGACCAACAGUUGUGUGCAGGAGGGCCCAGGGAGGAGAAUAUCUCAGCAGAAAGAGCUCCAUCAGUGGAUGAGGUCUUAGACUGUAGCAAGCCCAGAUUGAGGUGUAACUUCUACUACAGAAGGAAACGUGUCCUUAGGUCAAAGCCCACAUGGAAGGAACACACACCUUGUGACCUGGACAACAGUAGUGGAAGUGGCAACACUGACACGGAUGGGAUGUGACUGAGAGAGGGGGAACAGAGGAGGGGCUGGGUGACGUGGCAAGGACCUUGAGACACAGGCUAGUUUACAUUCUUAAACAAAACAUUUUUAAUUAUGAAAUCAAUUGAAAUAAUCAUUUUGUUGAUAUCAUGAAUAUGUUUAAUCUUUGUAUUUUUCCAAUAAUAGUUUUAUAUUUUGAACCAUGAUUGCAUGAUGAAUGUGUUUCUGUAUUCAAGUUACUUGUACCAGAGACGGUAUCAAAACCUUCCUCUGAUGUCUUUGCUUGUAUCUCUUCAUGUGCAUUUUAGAAGAAAUGCAAAAGCAGAGGAAAGUGGCGGUAAUGAAUGGCAAAGAAAAGUAAAGAUACAAUUUGUAUAGAAAUCUUUGAUAAAGAGGCAUGGUACACACUUGCACUUUGUCCACAAAAUGCAGACACUGUUUGGAAUUUAUGGACACAAAAAGUUACAAUCUUUGCAUUUUGUGUCACGGAAUAAAAUGUUUUCACAAAAUGUUA
Molecule: messenger RNA, 2325 nt
Organism: Salvelinus fontinalis (brook trout)
Lineage: Eukaryota; Metazoa; Chordata; Actinopteri; Salmoniformes; Salmonidae
Product: caspase recruitment domain-containing protein 9-like
Exons: 11
Coding region: 228-1832 (534 amino acids)
Biological process (GO): positive regulation of canonical NF-kappaB signal transduction; regulation of apoptotic process
Source: RefSeq, a predicted model, not a curated record